AUGGAUAGUGACAUAACAAGUUACGCAGUUGAAGGUCGUAUAGGAGAAGGUGCUCAUGGUCUAGUGUUUAAAGCACGUCACCUGCACACUUGUCGAGAAGUAGCCUUGAAGAAAAUUCUCAUAAAGAAUCUUGAAGAUGGCAUACCCAUUAAUGUGAUGAGGGAAAUAAAAGCAUUACAGCUACUUCGAUGUAAAUAUAUUAUAAAAUUAUACGACAUGUUUCCUCGCGGCAUGAGUUUGGUCUUAGUUCUAGAGUAUAUGUGCUCAGGAUUGUGGGACAUGCUGCACCACAAUCAACAGGAAUUAACAAUUCCGCGAGUCAAGUCUUACGCUCAAAUGCUGCUGAAGGGCACGCGCUACAUGCAUGCCCAUUAUAUCAUGCACAGGGAUUUAAAACCAGCAAACUUGCUCAUAAAUUACGAAGGAACACUGAAGGUAGCUGACCUAGGUCUGGCACGCCUUUACUGGCCCGAUGGAGGUAGACCUUACUCACAUCAAGUUGCUACUAGGUGGUAUCGCGCUCCGGAACUCCUGUAUGGAGCAAGAUUUUAUAGUGAGAAAAUAGAUUUAUGGUCAGUCGGCUGCAUAAUCGCAGAGAUGAUUACCAAACAUCCACUUUUUGCGGGAGAAUCGGACAUAGAACAACUGGCGAUAGUACUUCAACACCUAGGAACCCCAACAGAAGAAACCUGGCCAGGUCAUUCAGAGUUGCCGGACUAUCACAAAAUUACAUUCCCAGAAUCAACUCCAACGCCAUGGCCUGAUCUCCUACCGGGCGUAGAACCAGAAGCUUUAGACCUGAUCAAGUCUUUUGUGCUUUACAAUGCUAAUAAAAGAAUAUCAGCUAAAGAGGCGCUAAGACAUAAUUGGUUUCGUUCAAGGCCCCUCCCAGCCGCCAUGGAAGACAUGCCCAAACCAAACACAAACAAACCAAAAUAA
Molecule: messenger RNA, 939 nt
Organism: Parnassius mnemosyne (clouded apollo)
Lineage: Eukaryota; Metazoa; Arthropoda; Insecta; Lepidoptera; Papilionidae
Source: the annotation of a GenBank genome assembly